UCGUAACCCGGAAGUACUUAGUCAUUCUUUCCCACUUCAUAGCGGCGUGACCUUGUGCAACGCGUGAUUUCAUGAACGAACCUAUUUAUCGUAACCUUUAAUAGUUGUUUAUUUGAAAUGAUGGUGACGAUAACAUAAACUGUCAAUUUCUAACAUAGUCAAUAGUCAUAACUAGCAGCUAUGCUUUCUCUAUUCAAAUCCGCUCUUUUCGGAUUGGCCAACACUGGUAGAUCCACGGGGCUCCAAGGUGUCCUGCAGAGUCAUCGGAAGGUCCUGUCUGCUGGGAUGAAGACAUACGAGGUGCCUCCAGACUACAGCGAGGUUGUGCUACCUGAAAGACCCAAGCUGAAGUUUCUGAACAAGGUGCCCAACUUUAAGAAGGCGAGGAAGGAGAUGAAGAAGCUAAGAGACAUCCAGGGACCAGCCCAGACAGCCAACACCUUCACCAAGGGACAGUACGGCAUCGUGGCGCUGGGCGGGGGCUACCUCCAUUUUGGUCACAUGGAGAUGAUGCGUCUGACCAUCAACAGGAGGAUGGACCCUCGCACCACCUUCGCCCGCUGGCGUAUUAACGCCCCCUACAAGCCCAUCACCAGGAAGGGCCUGGGCCAGAGGAUGGGCGGGGGCAAAGGGAACAUAGACCACUACGUCACACCGGUGAAGUACGGACGGAUGAUUGUGGAGGUUGGGGGACGGCUGGAACUGGGCGAGGUGGAGCCUAUCCUCAAGGAAGUGGCCAAGAAACUGCCCUUCCCUGCCAAGGUAGUGUCUAGAGAGAGCCUGGCAGCCAUGCAGCAGGAGCAGCAGGACAUGGAGCAGAACAACCAGAACCCCUGGACCUUCCAGAGGAUCGCCAGGGGCAACAUGCUGGGGGUCAGGAGGGUCCUCAGCCCCUUUGACCUCCACAACCACGGGAAGUACAGCGGAAAGUUCCACAACCCGGGCAGGGUGUGAGGGAGUCGCCGUGGUGCCCUCAAAUACAUUUUAACAGCUGACUGCGCUUUGGAACAUGGCUUGCAUCCAAAAUGGCUGCCUAUUCCCUAUUCGGUGCACUACUUUUGACCAGAGUCCAGGUGCCAUGUCAGACACAGCCCAUGGAGCCAAAAUGGCUGCCUAUUUGCUGCACUACUUUUGACCAGAACCCGGGUUCCAUGUCAGACACAGCCCAUGGAGCCAAAAUGGCUGGCAGUCACGUAGAGAAUUCUCUCCUUCUGUGUGACUCCCUUAUUGGAAUGUAGCCUGUUACUUGUAUGUACCAGAUCAGUGAUUGGUGUUCAAUCAGGAAAUAAAGAUACUGUUUAAUCUGGAGCCAUCUGAAGAAUGAAAGUUACAGAUUGUGUGACAGAUUGACAUUUGAUGACAAACGUUGUUUAAAGGAUCAUUAUGUGCCGAUCUCUCCAACCAAAACAUUUGACCCCAUGAACCCUGGUCAUGUGAUGUUGUUAGACACCAAUAUGUCACUCAAGCCCAGUUUAUUUGUCAUAUGUACAGGAAAUACACAUGGUACACAGUACAAGGAAA
Oncorhynchus mykiss (rainbow trout) is the source of this 1521-nucleotide messenger RNA. RefSeq names its product large ribosomal subunit protein uL16m. Gene Ontology annotation, biological process: mitochondrial translation. NCBI's taxonomy places the organism in Eukaryota, Metazoa, Chordata, Actinopteri, Salmoniformes, Salmonidae. Gene Ontology annotation, molecular function: structural constituent of ribosome; rRNA binding. The record is from RefSeq and is a predicted model, not a curated record. Gene Ontology annotation, cellular component: mitochondrial large ribosomal subunit; ribosome.